AGUCUUCCAGCAGGGUUCUGAAAGCAGCCUGCCCCCAUCGCGCCCCUCGGAUGUGGACACCCAGGGUGGGCUCCAGACCGCGGCCGGGCCGCGCUCUCUGGAGGCGAGGGCCAGGCCAGGUGGCUGCACUAUCUCCCAGCAGCGAGUAAAGAUUCGAAACUGAGGGAUUCAGAGCCCUAGUCACUCUACUUGUCCAGGGUUGGAACCCCUGGGGGAAAGAGGAAAUGUGGACGAAGGCAGCCCUCCCCGGAGACAGCUUGGAAGAGAGAGAUGAAGAUGCAAAAAGCAAAACCCAACCUAUCGAGUGCCACCUCCCCGGUGACAGGCCCCCAGCGUUGCUCUGCGCUUUCGCUGAAUGAACUCCUGAGCACGUUUUUCCGUUGCCUAGGAAGGGUUGGGCCGCAGGUUUCGCCAGUGCUCGACAACCCACCUGGAGAUAGCGGGUCCGGGAGGGAGCUGCGAGGCGGGCGGACUCCUGUUGCUCAGUCUUCAAACCGAAGCACAGCAUCAUCUGCACCGGGACCCAGAGUGGGGGGAACACUUGGAGACUGAGAGAGAGGAGGCUUGAGGAAUGAACCUUAGUCGGUUCUAAGCCACAGCCCCUGUCUCAGGUCGUUUUGGCUUCCUUUCCUUCUCUUUGUAUUUGAAUUUAAAAACAUUCCUGAAUCUCAAGUGCUUUUGCUUGAAGUGGGGGGGGGGAGGAGGAGAAAAGAAUAGAAGCAAGCCAAGCUUCCUAAGCGAGCUCUGAAAGGGGAAAUCCAUUCUCUGCAAACCUCGUUCCCAUUUCUGAAAACUGAUAGACUGAUAUCGUAAACUAAAGGUCAUGAGGGUUUUUUCCCCCCGAUUUGAGGGAUUUGUUCUGUUAAAAGGAAUUUUAAAGCACCACUGGAGAAAAUAAUUUUGCGUCAGUUUCCCUAAACUGUCUUUAAAAUGGGUUGCCAUAAUUACAGAUCUUCUUUUCUCUCACCUCUAUAAGCCACCGUUUUCAGGUCAUCUGAAGUCAAGAUUUCCAGCCUUUUGAAUGGACUGAUGUGUUCUAAGCCCGAAGACCCAGUAGAAUACUUGGAAAGUUGUUUACAGAAAGUCAAGGAACUGGGUGGCUGUGACAAGGUGAAAUGGGAUACAUUUGUAAGCCAGGAAAAGAAGACCUUACCUCCGCUAAAUGGAGGACAGUCACGGAGAUCCUUUCUAAGAAAUGUAAUGCCUGAAAAUUCAAACUUUCCAUAUCGGCGGUAUGACCGGCUCCCUCCAAUCCAUCAAUUCUCCAUAGAAAGUGACACGGAUCUCUCUGAGACUGCAGAGUUGAUUGAGGAGUAUGAGGUUUUUGAUCCUACCAGACCUCGACCAAAAAUCAUUCUUGUUAUAGGUGGUCCAGGAAGCGGAAAGGGUACUCAGAGUUUGAAAAUUGCAGAACGAUAUGGAUUCCAAUACAUUUCUGUGGGAGAAUUAUUAAGAAAGAAGAUCCACAGUACCAGCAGCAAUAGGAAAUGGAGUCUUAUUGCCAAGAUAAUUACAACUGGAGAACUGGCCCCGCAGGAAACAACAAUUACAGAGAUAAAACAAAAAUUGAUGCAAAUACCUGAUGAAGAGGGCAUUGUUAUUGAUGGAUUUCCAAGAGAUGUUGCCCAGGCUCUAUCUUUUGAGGACCAAAUCUGUACCCCCGACUUGGUGGUAUUCCUGGCUUGUGCUAAUCAGAGACUCAAAGAAAGAUUACUGAAGCGUGCAGAACAGCAGGGCCGACCAGACGACAAUGUAAAAGCUACCCAAAGGAGACUAAUGAACUUCAAGCAGAACGCUGCUCCAUUGGUUAAAUACUUCCAGGAAAAGGGGCUCAUCAUGACAUUUGAUGCCGACCGUGAUGAGGAUGAGGUGUUCUAUGACAUCAGCAUGGCAGUUGACAACAAGUUGUUUCCAAACAAGGAGGCUGCAGCAGGUUCAAGUGACCUUGAUCCUUCAAUGAUAUUGGACACAGGAGAGAUCAUUGAUACAGGAUCUGAUUAUGAAGAUCAGGUAAUUAAAAUCUAAAAAUAGUUCUUUAUUUAAAUGUUUUUAAGUUGAACCUUUGUUUUAUGAAAAUUUGAAUUAUAAAAACGCAUUUUGUGAAAUAUAUACAGAUAACUGAUAACAUAUUACGUGAU
Mandrillus leucophaeus (drill) is the source of this 2138-nucleotide messenger RNA. It is a transcript of the gene AK5, whose product is annotated as adenylate kinase 5. Gene Ontology annotation, biological process: nucleoside triphosphate biosynthetic process. NCBI's taxonomy places the organism in Eukaryota, Metazoa, Chordata, Mammalia, Primates, Cercopithecidae. Bases 1030 to 2025 code for a protein of 331 amino acids. Gene Ontology annotation, cellular component: cytoplasm; cytosol. The record is from RefSeq and is a predicted model, not a curated record. The transcript is spliced from 8 exons. Gene Ontology annotation, molecular function: nucleoside diphosphate kinase activity; ATP binding.